GACACAUCAGACAGAAGAAGAAGACCUGUUGCUGGGGCUGCAGACACGACCUAGAGAAUCACUGGCCUUUCACUCAGCUUAUAGGAAGGGCUGCAUAACACCUGUCACAGAGGACAGGACGGCCAUUAGUGUGCACGCAGGUGUCUUCUUCCAGGAGAGCAGUGCUGACGUGAUGGUUGAGGAGCACCACGCGGCACACUGAGCCUCCCUUGGCCGUCGGCACCAUGGACUCUCCGUCAGCCCAGACGCCCCCACCACAGGCCUCUUUAGGCAAAGGAGGUCACCCCUUGCUUUCCAGCGGGCCUCUGAGUGCCACACUAGGGCCUCAAGGAAAGCACUAUGUCUGCGGCUCCAUUGCGGCUUUCACAAACAUCCUAGUGACCUUCCCCAUCCAGAAGGUUCUCUUCCGUCAGCAGCUGCACGGCGUGCUGGCCAUCGAGGCGGUGCGACAGCUCCAGAGGGAUGGGCUCAGGAAUCUAUACAGGGGGCUGCUCCCCCCGCUGCUCCAAAAAAGCACCACCGUGGCCAUCAUGUUCGGUUUGUACGAGGACUUUUCCAGAGUCCUUCUAGAGCGGGCAGACGGCAGUGGCGUGCCGGAGCUGAUCACACGAAGCUUCGCCGCUGCGCUGGCGGGAACAGCAGAGGCAUUCCUGACCCCCUUCGAGCGCGUGCAGACGCUCCUUCAGGACCACCGGCACCACGGACGCUUCAACAACACAGCCCACACCUUCCGGACACUUCUAACAGAGUACGGUGUCAGGGAGUGCUACCGUGGCCUCGUGCCCAUAGUGCUCCGCAACGGCCCCAGCAACGUGCUCUUCUUCGGGCUCCGCGGGCCCAUAAAGGAUCAGCUCCCAGAAGCUACAAGCAGAGCGGGUCACCUUGUUGUCGAUUUUGUCUGCGGUGGAGUGCUGGGGGCGGCCCUCGGCAUCAUGUUCUUUCCGUUAAAUGUCGUCAAGUCGCGGGCUCAGGCUCAGGUGGGCGGCGCCUUCCAGCCUUGCAGGCAGGUGCUGCUCACAGUGUGGCGAGAACGCGGCAGGAGUGUGGCCAUGCUCUUUAGGGGGGCCCACCUCAACUACCACCGCUCACUCCUCUCAUGGGGCAUCAUCAACGCCACUUACGAGCUGCUCCUGAAGCUCAUAUGACUUGAAAUCUCAUCAGGAGGAAGAACAAAGGAUGUUUCCAUGACAUUGAUGUUGCACAGUCAGCAUGAGCUGGCCACUUGCCAUCAUGACUCUGUGUAGAGACAUUUAAACUGUAUACUAAACUUGUGCCAGGGUCCAGUUGAGGGAGGAAAAAAAAAGUCGUUUUCAGUGUGUUUGUGUGCACCUUUUUUUUUCUUUUUUUUUUACAAUAUCAAGCAAAAGAAACUGUUCACAAGCUUUGCCACAUCACUGAAACCACCUUUUUGUGCAUUUGACCAUUGUGAUACACUGAUUUCUCCCAAUGAAUUGUCAAGAAAAGUGGAAUAAAGUAAUGGUUGGCAGCUUUUGUCUGUUUGUCUAGAAAAAACAAGCAAAUACAAUCACCAUGUACUACUGCUACUGUAUUUGUAUUAUGACUAAGGCAAUAUUUAAUGAGCUCAAAAACAUUACCUUUAUUUGUUUGCUUUUAUAUAAUUGUCCCUGACAUUUAUUUUGGGCUCUCUCCACUCCGUCCUUCCUUAUGCCACGCUUGCUCUCCUCCUCCGUCCGUAACAUCUGUUGACAUAAUGGGCUCACAUUUCAUGCUCGAGUAGCUGCAGCCAGUCAGCGCGCAGCCAGCCGCCCCUGACAGCCUGGAGAGGCGUACAGGCGGCGCACACAACCAUAAUGGCUGCAAGAGCAGGCAGAGGUAAAUAUUGAGUGGCACAAAAAGCUCAAUCUGCCAUGUAAAUGGACCAUUUGGCUUAUUUCUUCACUGCUUUUCAUUUCGACAGUACAAAGUGUUGCCUUUUCUAUAAGAUUGGACCUCCCCUGUCAAAGUAAAUGCUUUUUCCCUUAAGCACAAACGGUUCCUGCCGAUCCUCACGACCAAAUAAACAUCAAUGAGUUGUUGCGUGUGUUUGUGUGUUUUAUAUUGAAUUACGUCAGUUUCCUUAAAUCAUGAGGGCAUUCUUUAUAGGAUGAAAAAAAUAAUUCGCUUUGAAACCCUAAAUUUGGGAAGCUCUGCUUUAAAAAAAAAAAAAAAAAAAC
Molecule: messenger RNA, 2174 nt
Organism: Dunckerocampus dactyliophorus (ringed pipefish)
Lineage: Eukaryota; Metazoa; Chordata; Actinopteri; Syngnathiformes; Syngnathidae
Gene: slc25a51b
Product: solute carrier family 25 member 51b
Exons: 2
Coding region: 225-1145 (306 amino acids)
Source: RefSeq, a predicted model, not a curated record